Vitis riparia (riverbank grape) is the source of this 597-nucleotide messenger RNA. RefSeq lists its product as uncharacterized. The coding region runs from base 1 to 597 and encodes 198 amino acids. The transcript has a single exon. The record is from RefSeq and is a predicted model, not a curated record. NCBI's taxonomy places the organism in Eukaryota, Viridiplantae, Streptophyta, Magnoliopsida, Vitales, Vitaceae.
AUGGAAACUGAAACAACUUUCUCCCAUGUUGCGCCAUCGAUUUUUGAUGGUGAUAACUAUCAAGCUUGGGCUGUUAGAAUGACAGUCCAUCUUGAAGCAUUAGAUCUUUGGGAAGUUAUAGAGGAAGACUAUGAUGUUCUCCCAUUGUCGGCGAACCCUACGAUGACUCAGCUUAAGACCCACAAAGAGAGGAAGACCAAGAAGUCCAAAGCUAAAGCCUACUUAUUCUCUGUUGUUUCAAGCACUAUAUUUACAAGAAUCAUGGACCUGGAGUCAGCAAAAUAUAUUUGGGACUACCUCAAAAAGGAAUACCAAGGCAAUGAAAGAACCAAAAAUAUGCAAGUACUCAACUUGAUUAGGGAGUUUGAAAUGCUGAAAAUGAAGGAGACAGAAACCAUCAAAGACUACUCUGACAAGUUGUUGGGCAUAGUAAACAAGGUGAGGUUGCUUGGUAAGGACUUCUCUAAUGAAGGAAUUGUGCAAAAAAUUCUUGUUACUCUGCCUGAAAAGUAUGAGUCUAAAAUUUCUUCAUUAGAAGAAUCUAAGGAUUUGUCAAGUAUAUCCUUGGCAAAAUUGGUGAAUGCAUUGCAGGCAUAA